Messenger RNA from Cynara cardunculus var. scolymus (artichoke), 1671 nucleotides. RefSeq names its product 7-deoxyloganetin glucosyltransferase-like. The transcript is spliced from 2 exons. Lineage: Eukaryota; Viridiplantae; Streptophyta; Magnoliopsida; Asterales; Asteraceae. The coding region runs from base 12 to 1451 and encodes 479 amino acids. The record is from RefSeq and is a predicted model, not a curated record. Gene Ontology annotation, molecular function: UDP-glycosyltransferase activity.
AUCAAGGCUCCAUGGGUUCUCAGCCAGAGCAGCCACAUGCACUGUGCAUACCAGCCCCAGCCCAAGGCCAUAUCAACCCAAUGCUUAAACUUGCCAAAAUCCUCCAUUCCAAAGGUUUCAUGAUCACCUUCGUCAACACCGAGUUCAACCACCAACGACUCCUCCGAUCCCGAGGCCCUGACGCCCUCUGUGGCCUCCCGUCCUUCCGUUUUGAGACCAUUCCCGAUGGCCUUUCGUUGCCACAAAACCUUGAUGCCACCCAAGAGGUUUCGUCUCUAACCAAAUCUAUCGAUGAAACCUGUUUGGGUCCGUUUAAGAGUCUGAUCAACAAACUGAAUAAGUCUUGUUCGCCCGUGACUUGCAUAGUGGCCGACCUGGUUAUGGUAUUCACCCUCGAUGCCGCAAGGGAAUUGAACAUCCCGGCGAUACUGUUUUGGACAAGCGGAGCGGGUUCUCUAGUAUGUUACGAUGAGUACCCGAAUCUUUUGGAGACGGGUUUGAUGCCUCUCAAAGAUUCGAGUUUUUUAACGAACGGUUAUUUGGAUACGAUCAUCGACUGUAUCCCUUCGAUGUCCGGAAUGCGUCUAAAAGACAUUCCCCCUUUCAUUCGAAUUCUCUAUCCUGGCGACGAGUACUUGGUACAAUUUUUGUGUUCCGUAACAAAGCGAGCAAAAUCAGCAGCCGCAAUCGUUUUCAACACUUUCCAUGAACUCGAACACGAUAUCUUAGGCACACUCACUUCGAAAUUCCCUCCUUGCUACGGAAUCGGCCCUUUGAAUUUACUCGAAAAAAAAUUCCCAAACGAAUCUCUAGCGUCCAUCAAAUCAAACCUUUGGAAAGAAGAGCUCGAAUGCGUAAAAUGGCUAGACUCAAAAUCACCAUCGUCAGUUAUUUACGUGAACUUUGGCAGCAUUACCGUGAUAACACCUCAACAAAUGGUCGAGUUUUGUUGGGGACUCGCAAAGAGCAACUAUCCGUUUUUGUGGAUAAUACGACCAGACCUCGUGAUCGGCGACAAAGCUGUACUUCCACCCGAUUUUUUGGUCGACACAAAAGAUAGAGGGUUCUUAGCCAAUUGGUGCCCCCAAGAACAAGUUCUAAAACACCCGUCGAUAGGAGGGUUUUUAACGCAUAGUGGAUGGAAUUCGGCGAUAGAAAGCAUUUCUAAUGGAGUCCCGAUGCUUUGUUGGCCGUUUUUCGCGGACCAACAACCGAACAGUUGGUUGAGUUGCAGCAAGUGGGGGGUUGCGAUGGAGAUCGACAGCGAUGUAAAGAGCGAUGAAAUUAGAAAGCUAGUAAUCGAGUUGAUGAACGGCAAAAGGGGGAAUACGAUUAGGACGAAUGCCGUUGACUGGAAGAACAAGUCGGAGGAAGCAUGUGCCUUCCCUUCUGGUUCAUCAAUGGUGAACUUGGAGAAGAUCAUUCAGCUACUGCAAACGUCUUUACCAUGAUACACAAUGUCUGUUUGAGAUGCUUGUCUGUUUGUUUUUCUACUUAAUCAAGUUCUUUCACUCAAAAAUACUAAAAAUGGGGUCUUCCGACGGCCAAAUCCGUCGGAAACCAAGUUUCCGACGGAUUGGGUGGCCGAAAAACCCCAUGCUAAAUGCAAUUUCCAACGGAUUUGUAUUUUCUGACGGAUUUGUAUUAUCCAGACAAAAUACUAUAUAAAAC